Cricetulus griseus (Chinese hamster) is the source of this 5725-nucleotide messenger RNA. The record is from RefSeq and is a predicted model, not a curated record. Lineage: Eukaryota; Metazoa; Chordata; Mammalia; Rodentia; Cricetidae.
CCCCUUGCGGAAACCAUGGAGCAACUGACAACUCUUCCACAGCUUGGAGACCGUGGAGCCAUGGAGCCAUGGGCACUGCCUGCCUGGCAAUGCUGGACUCAGGGCCGGGGGUGCGAACCCGAAGAUGCAUCUCCAAGCAUUGCUGAUACUCCGACAGCUCUGCAGGUUAGAGGACUGAGGUCUGAAGAGAGUUCCAAGCCUGAGGGAGCCCAUAGGCCUGCUGGGAAUACUGACCCUGAAGGAACAGACACUGGGCUGCCCAAGCUGGGACAGCAAGCCGAGAGCCAUGGGUACAGCUGCCUCCAGCCAGAAGAUGAGGAUGCACAGGCCUGUAAGGCCAAGUCGAACGUGGGCUUCGGGGUCAGGUCCAAUCUGGAGCUGCUGAGGGCCCUAGGGGAGCUGCAGCAGCGCUGUACCAUCCUUAAGGAGGAAAACCAGAUGCUGAGAAAAAGCAGCUUCCCAGAGACGGAGGAGAAGGUGCGGAGGCUAAAGCGGAAGAACGCCGAGCUGGCGGUCAUUGCCAAGCGCCUGGAGGAGAGGGCCCAGAAGCUGCAGGAAACGAACAUGAGGGUGGUGAGUGCCCCUGUGCCCCGACCUGGAUCCAGUUUGGAGUUGUGUCGUAAGGCCCUAGCCCGCCAGCGAGCCCGGGACCUCAGUGAGACAGCCAGUGCACUGCUGGCCAAGGACAAGCAGAUUGCUGCCUUGCAGCGGGAGUGCAGGGAGCUGCAAGCCAGACUCACUCUGGUGGGCAAGGAAGGUCCCCAGUGGCUGCAUGUGAGGGACUUCGACCGAUUGCUGCGCGAGUCCCAACGGGAGGUGCUGCGGCUGCAGAGGCAGAUCGCCCUGCGCAACCAGCGGGAGCCGCUCCGGCCAGCCCGGCCCCCAGGUCCCACUGCCCUUUCCAGAGUAGGGGCGCCGGCCCCCGGGGCCCCGGGAGAGGCCAUACUCCAGGAUGAUGUGGACAGCCCACAGGUGGCCCUAGGGGAACCAGAGAAACAGCAGAGGGUACAGCAGCUGGAGUCUGAGCUGUGCAAGAAGCGAAAGAAAUGCGAGAGCCUGGAGCAGGAAGCCCGGAAAAAACAGAGGCGAUGUGAGGAACUGGAACUACAGCUAAGAGCAGCCCAGAAUGAGAAUGCUCGCCUGGUGGAAGAGAACUCCCGGCUCAGUGGGAGAGCCACAGAGAAGGAGCAGGUGGAGUGGGAGAAUGCGGAGCUGAAGGGACAGCUCCUGGGAGUGAAGCAGGAGAGGGACUCAGCCCUUCGAAGAAGCCAGGGCCUGCAAAGCAAGCUGGAGAGCCUGGAGCAGGUGCUGAAGCGUAUGCGGGAGGUGGCCCAGAGGCGGCAGCAGCUGGAGGUGGAGCAUGAGCAGGCCAGGCUCAGCCUGCAGGAGAAGCAGGAGGAGGUCCGGAGGCUGCAGCAGGCACAGGCAGAAGCCAAGAGGGAACAUGAAGGAGCGGUGCAGUUGCUGGAGUCUACAUUGGAUUCCAUGCAGGCCCGGGUUCGAGAGCUUGAGGGCCAGUGCCGCAGCCAAACCGAGCGCUUCAGCCUUCUGGCACAGGAGCUCCAGGCCUUUCGACUGCACCCAGGUCCCCUGGAUCUGCUUACUUCUGCCCUGGGCUGUAGUGUCCUUGGGGACCACCCGCCCCCCCACUGCUGCUGCUCUACCCCUCAGCCCUGCCACGGGUCUGGCCCCAAAGACCUUGACCUCCCGCCGGGCUCCCCAGGACGCUGUACCCCCAAAUCUUCAGAGCCUGCUCUUGCUACCCUUGCUGGGGUCCCUCGAAGGACGGCUAAGAAAGUGGAAUCUCUUUCCAACUCUUCUCGCUCGGAGUCGGUCCAUAACAGCCCCAAGUCAUGUCCCACACCAGAGGUGGACACGGCCAGUGAGGUGGAGGAGCUGGAGGUAGACAGUGUCUCCCUGCUUCCAGCAGCUCCAGAGGGCAACUCGGGAGGAGCCAGGAUCCAGGUCUUCCUAGCACGCUAUAGCUACAACCCCCUUGAAGGUCCCAAUGAGAAUCCGGAAGCUGAGCUCCCCCUGACAGCCGGCGAGUAUAUCUACAUUUAUGGUGACAUGGAUGAGGAUGGCUUUUUUGAAGGGGAGCUCAUGGAUGGCCGCAGGGGCCUGGUCCCCUCCAAUUUUGUAGAGCGCGUGUCUGAUGACGACCUCCUGACCUCCCUCCCUCGGGAGCUGGCUGAUCUAUCGCACAGCUCUGGUCCUGAACUCAGUUUCCUGAGUGGAGGUGGGGGUGGCUGCAGUAGUGGGGGUCAGAGCAGCGGGGGACGUAGCCAGCCCAGACCAGAGGAGGAGGCUGCAGGAGAUGAACUCAGUCUGAGCCCCCCACCAGAGGGACUGGGAGAGCCUCUGGCUGUGCCUUACCCCCGACGUCUCGUGGUCCUCAAGCAGUUAGCCCACAGUGUGGUGUUGGCCUGGGAGUUGCCUCCUGAGAAAGUAGAUGUACGUGGCUUCCACAUCUUUGUCAACGGGGAACUUCGUCAGGCCUUGGGGCCCGGGGUGCCCCCCAAGGCUGUGCUAGAAAACAUGGACCUUCAGGCUGGGCCCCUCCAUGUGUCUGUCCAGGCCCUAACCAGCAGGGGCAGCUCAGAUCCUCUGCGCUGUUGCCUUGCUGUGGGGGCCAGGGCUGGGGUGGUACCCAGCCAGCUACGGAUCCAUCGGUUGACAGCCACAUCUGCUGAGAUCACCUGGGUACCGGGGAACAGCAACUUGGCCCAUGCCAUCUACCUCAAUGGAGAAGAGUGUCCACCGGCUCGCCCCAGCACCUACUGGGCAACCUUUUGUCACCUGAGGCCUGGCACGCUCUAUCAGGCCCGAGUGGAGGCUCAGAUCCCAUCUCAGGGGCCUUGGGAACCAGGCUGGGAGAGACCAGAGCAGCGAGCUGCCACCUUGCAGUUCACCACACUUCCAGCAGGUCUACCUGAUGCCCCGCUGGAUGUACAGGUUGAACCAGGGCCCUCUCCUGGAAUCUUGAUGAUCAGUUGGCUCCCUGUCACCAUUGAUGCUGCUGGUACCUCCAAUGGUGUCCGGGUCACAGGCUAUACCAUCUACGCUGAUGGGCAGAAGAUUAUGGAGGUGGCUUCCCCCACAGCAGGCAGUGUGCUGGUGGAGGUGUCCCAGCUACAGCUGCUGCAGGCCUGCCAUGAGGUGACGGUGCGCACUAUGUCACCCCAUGGCGAGUCCACUGACUCCAUUCCGGCCCCUGUUGCCCCGGCCCUGGAUCCUGCCUGCCAGUCAGCCAGGAUGUCCUGUCUCUCACCACGACCAAGCCCAGAGGUCAGAGCACCCCUUGCUUCAGUCUCCCCAGGACUUGGGGAUCCCAGUUUUCCCCUCCGGCAUCCUGCCCCCGAUGGAACUCAAGAUUCCCCCGCAAGCCUUCCCAUGGAGAUGUCCAAAGGAUCCCAGGAGGAGCCUCCAGUCCCUUGCUCUCAGGAAGAGUCUGGUGCAGCUGUGCUGGGCACCUCAGAGGAGAAGAGGGCUAUUGAGCCGGCCCUGGGCUGGGAAGGCCCUAGCCCUGUGGCUCCCUCCCUGGCUAAGCAGGAAGUAGAGUGGACUUCAGGAGAGGUUGGCCCUACACCUAGCUCCACCCAAGGAGAGCCAGCUCAGAAGGCACCGAGUACUGAGGCCUGCCAUGGAGGAGAUCUGGGCUCGGGACUGAAACUCAGAGCUGAGAAAGAAGAUGUGUCAGAGCUUGGAGUUCGCCUGGUGAAUUCCCUUGUAGAUCACGGCCGCAACUCAGACCUAUCAGACAUCCAGGAGGAGGAGGAAGAGGAGGAGGAGGAAGACGAGGAAGAGGACCUGGGUUCCAGGCCUUGUUCUCCCCAGAAGCAGGUUGCUAGCAACAGCAUCAGGGAGAAUGGAGCCAAGCCCCAGCCUGACCCCCUUUGUGAGACUGACAGCGACGAGGAGAUCUUGGAGCAGAUCUUGGAGCUGCCUGUCCAGCAGCUCUGCAGCAAGAAGCUAUUCAGCAUCCCUGAGGAGGAAGAAGAGGAGGAGGAGGAGGAGGAGGAGGAGGAGGAGGAGGCUGCCAGCUCUUGCCAAGACCCUAGCCAGUCUGAACUUGCGUUGCAAGGGCUGGACUGUGACAGCAGUCAGUCCCAGGGACCCGGCCUGUGCCCUUUGUCUCCUGAGCCCUCCAGGGCCAGGGAGCACCUGGAGGAUGUGCUGGGCAUAGCUGGUGGAAAUAGUCGGAGGAGAGGAGGUGGCUCCCCUGAGAAGCUCCCAAACCGCAAGCGACCUCAGGAUCCCCGAGAACAUUGCAGCCGGCUUCUUGGCAAUGGCGGGCCCCAGACCACUGCACGGCCAGGCCCCCUACGGGAGAGGGGCAGCCUCCCUGUGAUCGAGGGCAUCAGGGUUGGACAGGAGGCUGGUGGGAGAGGGCGGCCGGGUCUUUCUCGGAGGUGUCCCCGUGGCCCUGCUCCAGAAUCCAGCUUGGUCAGUUGCCUCUCUCCAAAGUGUUUGGAGAUCAGCAUCGAGUAUGAUUCUGAGGAUGAGCUGGAGGCGGGCAGCGGGGGUAUCGGCAUCACCAGCUCCUGCUACCCCACAGAUGGGGAGCCCUGGGGCACAGCAGCUGUAGGAAGGUCCAGGGGACCUCUGAAGGUCAAUUCAGGGCCCAACCCCUACCUGCGCCUCCCAGCCUGGGAGAAAGGGGAACCAGAGCGGAGAGGCCGCAGUGCGACUGGCAGAACCAAGGAGCCACCCUCCCGGGCAGUAGAAACUGGGGAGUCUAGGGGACCGGACAACUUUGGGCGUAGAGGACCCCAGAGGAGAGGGGCCCGGGUGCCUAGGCCUGCUACCACCGAGCUGGCCCCAACAAGGAGCCCUCUAGAAGCACCAGCUCACCAGAACCUACCUGUGAGGGUCUUUGUGGCUCUAUUUGACUAUGACCCUGUCUCAAUGUCACCCAACCCUGAUGCUGGAGAAGAGGAACUGCCCUUCCGGGAGGGCCAGAUCCUCAAGGUGUUCGGAGACAAAGACUCAGAUGGUUUCUACCGGGGUGAAAGUGGAGGCCGCACAGGCUACAUCCCCUGCAACAUGGUGGCUGAGGUGGCCGUGGACAGUCCAGCAGGGAGACAACAGCUGCUCCAGCGGGGUUUCUUGCCCCCAGAUGUUCUCACUGAGGUCUUGGGGGAUGGUCUCUCUGUGUAUCCCUCAGCCCAUAUGACUGGGCCUCCCCCCAAGCCUCGCCGGUCUAAGAAAGCAGAGCUGGAAGGCCCACAGCCCUGCCCAGGUCCCCCUAAGCUGAUCCAUUCUGCCCUCCUGAAAACUUCCCGACCUAUGGUGGCUGCAUUUGACUACAACCCCCGGGAGAACUCCCCCAAUAUGGAUGUGGAGGCAGAGCUGCCCUUCAGGGCAGGAGAUGUCAUUACUGUGUUUGGAAAUAUGGAUGAUGAUGGUUUCUACUAUGGGGAACUGAAUGGACAAAGGGGUCUGGUUCCAUCCAACUUCCUGGAGGGCCCUGGGCCUGAGGCAGGUGGCCUAGAGUCUGGGACAUCCCAAGCUGAGAGUCAGAGAACGAGGAGGAGAAGAGUCCAGUGCUAGAUGGACAUAGAUAUUUGUAGAGAGAGCAACAUGACCCUGGAAGUGCCAUCCAAGGUCCUCCAGUGCCCCCUGACUGGCACUAUGACCUCAGCUCUGGAAGUUUCUCCAGGACAAAACAGGGGAAGCCACAGGGCAUAGCUGAGAAGAAGCAAGGUCUCCUCUCUAAAGGAAA